AUGUCAUUCUUAUUUUUACUUGUAGUAUUUGUUUUAAUUAAAUCAUGUAACUUGAAAGUUAAUGCUGCUAUGUCAUCGUAUCAUGAAAUAAAUGAAAGAGCAGAGAUUGAUAAAGUUACUAAGUUCGUGGAUCCAUUGAUUGGUACACAAAAUGAGGGUCAUGUAUUUCCCAAUCCAUGUCUUCCUUAUGGAGUUGUAAAGGUGGGGUUCGAUACUGAUAAUAUAAAAGAUAAUCAAGGAGGGUAUACCGUUGAUGGAAAUAUUACAGGAAUAAGCCAUUUACAUGUUAGUGGAACAGGAGGUAAAAAGACAACUUAUUAUCAGUUAUGUUAUAAAUUUGACAUAUUGAUUUUUAUACUUGGAUUUUUUAAUUUCCGCAAUUAUACUUUAUUUUAUUCUUAUAACCCAACAUUCUAUUCAUUAAAAAAAGGUGAACCAAAAUAUGGUGUAAUUUCACAAUUUCCAUUAACCUCUACCUCAUUAUAUACUAUCCCACUUCGUAAUUACAAAUCUUUACGUUCAUUCGAACAUUUCGAAGUCGGAUACUCUAAAUUUGGAUUAGAAAAAUAUAAUGUCACUGUUGAAUUAACUGCUGCUAGAAGAACCGGUGUUCAUAGAUAUACUUUUGUAAAAAACAAGCAAAAAAAAGCAUUUGUACUAUUAGAUCUAAGCCAUAUAUUGACACAAGGUGGAAGUUCACGAUACAGAGGUGGUUCAAUAUACACUGUUUCCCCAUCCCAGAUAACAGGAGUGGGUCAUUAUUCUGGAGGAUGGAAUGAAGGUUCAAAAUACACAGUAUAUUUUUGUUCUCAAUUUAACAAAAAUUCUAGUUCUUUCGGUACAUUUUGGAAGAAUUUUAUAAUUGAAAACUUAACCUUUCAAAGUUCAUCUGACGUAUCUUUUGAUACACCUGCUAUUGGAGCAGUUCUUGGAUUUGAUUUUAAUGAUGAACCACAUGAAUCAAAUUUAGUCAUAACAUCACGAGUUGGAAUAAGUUUUAUAUCUUCGAAUCAAGCAUGUAAAAGUGCACAAGAAGAAGUUCCAAAUUUUGAUUUUGAAAAAACUCGUGAAUUGGCUGUUGAUGCAUGGGAAACCGAACUUUCAAAAAUUAAAGUUGAUGGUGAAGUUAGGAGUGAUUUAAAAACCAUCUUUUAUUCUAGUUUAUAUAGAACAAUGAUUAUUCCUAGUGAUCGUACGGGUGAAAAUCCGAAAUGGUCUUCUUAUGAUAAUGAAGGAAAACUUGUACCAAAUUAUGACGAUUUUUAUACAUUGUGGGAUACAUUUAGAUCUACAAUUCCAUUGUUUACAUUAUUUCAACAAUCCAGGGUAAUUGACAUUACUCGCUCAUUAAUUGAUAUAUAUCAACAUGAAGGAUACAUGCCUGAUGGUCGUAGCGGGAUGUCAAAUGGGAUAACACAAGGUGGAAGUAAUGCUGAUAUGGUUGUUGCCGAAGUAUUUUUAAAAAACCUUACCAAUAACAAUAAAAUCAACAAUUCCUUAAACUGGACAUUAGCCUAUGAGGCAUUGUUAAAAGAUGCGGAAGAUGAUCCAUGGGAACGAGGAAUUUUUGAAGGAAGAAUGUUUUUAUUGCAUUACAAAACAUUAGGAUAUAUUCCAUUUCCUACACAUAAAAUGUUGAGUUAUGCAUAUGUACCUUGUAGCAGAACUAUAGAAUAUUCAACUAAUGAUUGGUCUAUUGCUUUGGUUGCCAAAAAAUUGAAUAAAGAUGAAGAUUACAUAAAAUAUCAAAGUCGUGCCAAGAAUUGGGAAAAUUUAUGGUAUCCUAAUAAGACCAUUAAAG
This is a messenger RNA of Cetraspora pellucida, 1801 nucleotides long. NCBI's taxonomy places the organism in Eukaryota, Fungi, Glomeromycota, Glomeromycetes, Diversisporales, Gigasporaceae. The record is from the annotation of a GenBank genome assembly.